AUGGAAAUAUCUAAUGCAAUAGUGAAAGCUCAGCGGGCUACUCAUCGACGUUCCAAUGAGCGCAAACAACUCGCCGAUCCACCCCGGCCAAGCACUGGUGGAAGUUCUGGAGCGACGGCACAGCAGGACUUGAAGGUCUCGGCAGAGCCCACGGGGACAGGCACAGCACAGAUGACCGGGAAUCAGAAGGAAGAUACAGGACGGCCGGUACAUCAGGGUCCUUCUGCAAUGCGCAGCGCACGAAACCGUGGUGCGGUGGCCCUUCCGUUCGCGCCGCCCGGUUUUCGUGCCCACUUGUCCACGAAGCCCCGCAACCAAGAUCGUCAUAUUCCAUCAAGGCAACGGCAGCUUGCGCCGGUCGACCCUGAUUUUGACCGGUCGCUUCCGAUCCUGUUGAACGACGUGAACUCCGCGCAAGACCCAGGUGCGCUCGCUACACUGGACACCAAACGACCAACUCCUGCUACCAAACCUAUCGGGAAGCUGUUCAAUCCCAGUACUGACGCGGUCCCCAUGAUGAAGCGUGCACACGCUGUGGAGCAACCAGCUACGCAAGAGGACAAAUUAGGGAGGAAAGGAAGUAGCCGUAAGAGAGGAGACAAGAGCAGGGAGGGGAGUGGCAAAGAACGCUCCCGGUCUGAGAGGAAGAAAGUGGAAAGGAAGGACUCAAGAUUGUGGGAUCCGGAAACGACCCGCCCUGGAACCAAUUCUACGUCCUCUGGACUUCUUCAGCAUAUGGUAGCGAACAGCGAUACAAACCGAGAGGGCGGGAAAAUAUUUCUGUUGAAGAAAUCCGAUGGUACGCUUCGAAAAUCGGAUGACGUUGACCAAAAUCUGCACAACGGCGAUGAGUCCGUGGUCAAACGAGCUCAGUCAUAUACCUUUACUCACGAUCAGAUGGUCACCACCAUCCGCGAAGUUCAUGAUGAGCUCAGUAAGCUUGAAGGUCAUGUUAUAGCUGAAGAUGCCAAGCGACUUCGAGAGGACUUCGAGGGCGACGAAGAAACUGCCCAGGUGGAUCACGCUAAAUGGCAGGCGUUGGCUGCGGCUCACACAAGUUUAGCUCACGUAUACUACGCUUUCCUAUCUACUAGCCAACAUCCGGCUGCUGGUGUUUCGAUCAGAAGGUUGGCGAGUAAGCAUGCUAUUCCUGGCAGGCUUUGGCGUCAUGCAAUCUUGUCCCUUCUAGAGCUCUUCCGUCACCGCUUACCAGCCUUGCUUGAGCACAUGCUCAGUUUCCUGUACUUUGCGUACGAUCUCAUGACGACACUCCUGGAGACUAUUCCUAUCUUCCGGAAUACGUGGUUGGAGUGCCUCGGUGAUUUGGCCCGAUACAGAAUGGCUAUCGAAGAGAAUGUUGAGGAAGAUCGCGAGACUUGGCGUGGUGUUGCACGCAUGUGGUAUUACAGAGCAAGCAAAAAGGAACCAGCUGUUGGGCGGCUCUAUCAUCACCUGGCUGUCUUGGUUCCGCCUGGAGAGGGAAGCCGUAUGGAACAAUUGUUCUACUAUUCCAGAAGUCUUAUUGUAGCACAUCCCUUCUCUAGUUCGAGAGAGUCUAUGCUCGCCCUUUUCAACCCGGAGUACGUCCAAAUGCAGAUGGACAAUAGCUUGGACGAUCAACCAGCGUCAGCUAAGUUCAGUGAUUUGCACCGCAUGCUGUUCGGGAGCGUUCAGUUGGACGACUUCGAGCUUGCGGUGGACGAUCUUGUCGCUUUGCUCGAUGAACACCAGACUUGGCAACCCGAUGGUACCAAGAUGGCAAUUGCGAACAUUGCUGCUUUGUUCCAGUACGGCAAGCGCGAUUCUGUACUGCGCCGGUUGGUCAAGGAAGGACGGAAGGAGAGGGAAACGGAGAUCGAAAUAUCAGCCGUGGCACAUGAUCUUCCCGGUAGCGACGAAGUCGUUCUUCCAACCCUUACUGCUGCGGAUAAUGAGAACCAAGAGCAUCUUGCGCCUUUCGGAAACGACCAAGGCAGUCCAUCCAGCGCGUUCAAGAAGCUUGCAAUUGCUGAGCAGGACGAAAAUACAACUGUCAAUGAAAUUGUGUUCCAAAAAGCAACCCAGCUUUUGGUCUCUGUUCUAACCCUUGCGCUCACUACGGGAACCUCCGAUGUUUACCCCCACGUGCAUGUGAUGUUGACCUUUUUUACGCACGUACUUUCGUACCACACCGUCGCAUCUGCAUUGGAAGACAAACUUCCAUGGGAGGCUAUCGCCUACUUCUUGACUGACGCUAUGCAGGCCGUGGAGGAUGAAGGUGUUGUGGGCGCAGAGUUCCCGCAGGGAGCAGGCACGCCUCUUGCUGAAGACUGGGUGAUGAGGGGCAUGGACUGGUCGAGAAAAAUGUUUCCUUCCGAGUGGUUCAAUGACUUCGAAGACGAGCAUGAUGUCGAAGAACGCUGCCUUGAUGACGACGACGACGCUGAGGCAUAUAGAACCGAGCGCAUCGCAUGGCUUGCCCUGAGGCUCUGUCGUGUUGUGGAUGCUCUUCAGUAUCAUCCCGAGAAGCGUGAGUUCUCUGUCUCCGAGACAUUCCUUCUGAGAAAGCAAGUUCUUGCCGAAGCCGCGACUCUCGAAUCUUUUCGAGAUCGUACGACGUCUGCCGAAGAUGUCUCGGAUGACGACGACUAUUUUUUCGAUGCUGACGGGCAGGAGAGCGACGAAGAACUCAACGCGGAAGCCGAGAGCGAAGAGCUUAGGGAACUUAAGCAGCGUCGCCGCGAACUCAAGGCGAUGCUUUCUGAGCAGAGGAAGCCCGUGCGCGAUCGUGCUGCGGCAACUACGAACACCAUCGGUCAAGAUAAAGAUGUUGUGGUGAAGCCGGGGCAAACUAAGUUGAUCUUUGACACAAACUUACUUGUCUCGAACUUGGACCUGUUCAAGCUUGCUCUACAGACCGGAAAUUGGACGAUUAUUGUUCCGCUGGUUGUCAUCACCGAGCUUGACGGUCUGAAGAACAACCCACCGCCGUUGGGCGAUGCCGCACGGGACGCGAUCCACACAAUCGAGGCAGCUCUGGCGGCCUGGCAGCUUAAAGUCCUUACUGCUAGAGGCAAUGCUUUGACAAAUUUGUCCUUCCGCUCGGAGCAGCUUGAUGAAGGUUACGCUACCACGGAAGAACGACGUAAGACACUUGAUGACCGUAUCAUCGAUGCUGUGCGUGCCCAGCUGGCGGUGGGACCUACGAAUGAUGAAGUGGAGAAAGCUGUCCUGGUCACCGGAGACAGGAACAUGCGCGUCAUUGCUAAGGCUAGGGGUGUUACGCCAAUUACUGGCGCUGCUCUCUCCAAGAUUAUGUCGGGCGAUGCGUCCGCCACUUCGUCCAAGCGAAGCAGGAAGAAGAGGAUUGACGGAACUUGA
Saitoella complicata NRRL Y-17804 is the source of this 3360-nucleotide messenger RNA. RefSeq lists its product as uncharacterized. Bases 1 to 3360 code for a protein of 1119 amino acids. Gene Ontology annotation, cellular component: telomerase holoenzyme complex. Gene Ontology annotation, molecular function: protein binding; telomeric repeat DNA binding; telomerase RNA binding. The record is from RefSeq and is a predicted model, not a curated record. Gene Ontology annotation, biological process: nuclear-transcribed mRNA catabolic process, nonsense-mediated decay. The transcript has 2 exons. NCBI's taxonomy places the organism in Eukaryota, Fungi, Ascomycota, Saitoellomycetes, Saitoellales, Saitoellaceae.